GAGCUCAUCAUGGACAACAGCAAGGUGGUGGAGAACAUCUACCUGCUCGUCAUCGUCACGCUCCUCAGCGUCCUUCAAAAUGCGUUCUUCGCCCACAAAGUUGAGAAAGAAUGCCAGCACAAUAAAACACCCGCCUUCCAGCGCCUCUCUUGUGCCAGUCGCAACUGUAUGGAUGUUUACCCAACGUUCCUGGCAGUCAUGUGGUGCGCCGGCCUUUGUCUCAGUCAAGCUCCAGCAGCGUUCGCUGGACUCAUCUACCUGAUGGUCAGACAGAAGUAUUUCGCUGGCUACUUGGGCCAAACCUCUCAAAGCACCCCGGGAUACUUGUUCGGGAAGAGGAUCCUCUUCUUCCUGCUGCUCAUGUGUGUGGUGGGAAUCCUCAACUACCUGCUGGUUCGCUUCUGCAGCAGGAACUACAAAGAGUACAUCGACACCAUCACCAGCGCCGCGUCCACACUCCUGCUCAUCCCGUGAUUCAUCCAGCUGGGACCAGUUUGUGCGGCAUUUCAGCAUCAUUUUAUUAGCAGCUGCACAGAUUCCACAUUUGAAUCACUUUGGACAUGUUUUACAUUUUUGUGCAAGUGAA
Messenger RNA from Synchiropus splendidus (mandarinfish), 586 nucleotides. RefSeq names its product arachidonate 5-lipoxygenase-activating protein (gene alox5ap). The transcript is spliced from 5 exons. Gene Ontology annotation, molecular function: glutathione transferase activity; enzyme activator activity; leukotriene-C4 synthase activity. NCBI's taxonomy places the organism in Eukaryota, Metazoa, Chordata, Actinopteri, Syngnathiformes, Callionymidae. Gene Ontology annotation, biological process: leukotriene biosynthetic process. Gene Ontology annotation, cellular component: nuclear envelope; membrane; endoplasmic reticulum. The record is from RefSeq and is a predicted model, not a curated record. The coding region runs from base 10 to 474 and encodes 154 amino acids.